AUAUCAUCCAGGCCCUUCUCAGUCAUAUCUAGUCUAUAACUUCCAGCGAAACCAAAUAAGCUACACAAACACAACAAUGCGGGGUCCCUGCUAUCUCGACCCCAUCGACCUCAACCACCCAGACCAACUACACGAACUCCGACGCCAACGAUCCCUCUGCGGCUGGGAUUACCACCCAAACAAGCUCCAAGAAUGGAGACAAAAAAAUUCGGAGGGCCUGAAGAACCUCUUCUGGAUUGUCGUCACCGAUGUUGAUCACGGCAGGCCCAUAACCGCCGAGGAGUCUUCACGGGCGGGUCAUAUCUCCCUGGACGCCUACUGCGAACCGCCCGACCCCGACCUCGCGCGCGCCGACAGAUCCGUCCUCGCCAUCCAGACCUUCUUCAUUCUUCCGGAGUACCGCCUCGCGGGUCUGGGACGGCACGUGAUGUACCUGGCGGAGAGGCUGGCGGCCCAGGAGCCGAAUUGUCGGUACGUUGCGCUGACGGCGUUGAGCAAGAAGUAUAUGUACCAGGAGGGUCCGGACUGGCGGGGGAUCUGGGAGCGUAUGGGCCAGCCGAUGCCCGAUUUCAGUAUCCAGGAGUGGUAUGAGAAGGCUGGGUAUGUGGGUUGGAAGGAGGAGCCGAGGUAUAAGGAGCUAUCGUUGAAGGGGGAGGUGAUUUGGUUGCAUGAGGUGUUUAUGAGGAAAGAGAUUAGGAGAGAGGGAGAGGAGGAUGUUAGGACUUAAUAGAUUAGGAGGUACGUGGUAAUCCACAGCCUAGUGAGGUUACUAGGAUUGCUGCCUGGAAUGAGUGACAUCUUGCAAGAACUGACCCAUGGUCAUUGCUGAUACUUCAGACGGUUCUUGAUCUGUGAAGCCCCAUGAGGAAGUCUUGUGUCCACUAGAAUGUGGUCCACAAGGUGCUUGUGUGUACGAACAAGGUAGAGC
Messenger RNA from Aspergillus homomorphus CBS 101889, 928 nucleotides. RefSeq lists its product as uncharacterized. The transcript has a single exon. Gene Ontology annotation, molecular function: acyltransferase activity, transferring groups other than amino-acyl groups. The record is from RefSeq and is a predicted model, not a curated record. The coding region runs from base 77 to 727 and encodes 216 amino acids. Lineage: Eukaryota; Fungi; Ascomycota; Eurotiomycetes; Eurotiales; Aspergillaceae.